CUCGAAGAAGACCUAAGACUGUCAGACAGUGAUGACCAAGGAAGCGACAUUUUAGCUGGUGGACAGGAGCAGCUGGAUCGGGAUACAUUGGCUCCUAAUAUCGCCACUUUAGCACAUCCAGCUGGUCUCCUGCCGACUCCACGACUUGAGUUCAUGCCUGCGCCCGCACAAAUUGGCUCCAGUGAUGAUAUGGUUAUUGAUAACGACAGUGAUGAACAACCGGAACCGAUAAGUAUUGAGUCUCAACAGCAGGCCAUCGCUUCAAGCGGGAUAUUUCGUCUUGGUGCCGCCAUUGCUGAUGAUGAUCCCACACAUUUAGGCUUUGCUGCCCGACCAAAUCGAGGCCUGGCUCAUUUAGAAAAUGGGGAAUGCCCAAGUGUGGAGGAUAGAUUGUUAUCCUUAUCGCACUCCAAUCACUUGGCAUCUGAUAUUUCUAAUCCGUCACUGACAAGUUCUGGUAUGCUUUGCCAAGUCAACGAGGAGACACUUGAUUUAGAUCGCCAAUUAUCCCGUCUCCGUCAGACGGUGAAUGCUAGAACUCAACACGAUUCCAUCUUGAAUGCCGGUCGCCAAACUGACAAACAGGCCGAUACUGUACUCCGGAUUCGUCACUUGAUGCCUACCACGCCUCCAUCUCCCUCACCACCAUCCUUACCCUCCUUGCCAUCCCUACCAACUUCACCACUGCUUCCUUCCUCCGGUCCCGGUACCCAUGGCUCUUGUUUUGGGACCUUUGAUAAAUCCAAUGCUCCAUCAACGUUUUCAAAAAAUGACCUAGCUGUCGUUCGACAGGAACCUUACUUGCCUCCACCGCCGCCGCCACCACCGCCACCGCCACCGCCAUUGCCCCUGUCCACUCUUAUGCUCAGCAGGCCUACGGUAGCGCAUAUGACUUACUCGGAUGAGCAUUCUAGCCCAUCAAACCAAUCUGAAACCGAUUUGCUGGCCAAUAGGCGCUCGGCUGUACUCGAGCCUCGCGACCGGCUACCAGCGCUCUUGAAGACGCCUGUAGGGACUUACCGGGAAUCCCUUGAUGUAUCUGACAUCCGAACGAGGUGA
Molecule: messenger RNA, 1059 nt
Organism: Protopolystoma xenopodis
Lineage: Eukaryota; Metazoa; Platyhelminthes; Monogenea; Polystomatidea; Polystomatidae
Source: the annotation of a GenBank genome assembly